This is a messenger RNA of Funneliformis caledonium, 561 nucleotides long. Lineage: Eukaryota; Fungi; Glomeromycota; Glomeromycetes; Glomerales; Glomeraceae. The record is from the annotation of a GenBank genome assembly.
AUGAAUCCAACUACCUUCGACGCUAGUCCAUCAACCGCUACUGCUGGAAUUACAGACAAACCAAGUACAACUGGCACACCAAGGUUAUAUUAUCGAUAUGCUUUGCAACUACCAAUUUAUCAUGCAAAGACAAUGAUGUUAGGAUUGUGGAUUACUUUUUACACAUCGAUUAGGUGGGCUAUAAAAUAUGAUAGUUUUGUGAAACUUAUAGAAAAUUCAAUCAUUGAAAAGGACGUAAAUAAAUAUAUUGUGCCAUUGGAUUUGAUAUUUCUAUUAUCCUAUUCAACUUGUAUGCUUACCGCUGUUAGAGAAGAAUCAAAACUUUUAUACUUGGUAUACUUUGGAAAUAUUGCGGAAGCUCUAUUGAUAUUAUAUAUAACAAAGGAAUACUGUGAAACUAGCUUGAUAUUUUGCUUUAGAUAUAUAAUGUUUUUUGAUGUAAUCUUUAUUCUAGUAAAUUAUGAGCCAUGUCCUCGUGAAUUCCAAUAUGAAAAUUAUGGAAAUAAAAGAAAUAGAUUAGCUAAGGGAAAAGAUAUUGAAAUUCCGGAUUCUGACGAUUAA